Messenger RNA from Polistes dominula (European paper wasp), 1704 nucleotides. RefSeq lists its product as uncharacterized. Gene Ontology annotation, molecular function: nucleic acid binding. The record is from RefSeq and is a predicted model, not a curated record. Lineage: Eukaryota; Metazoa; Arthropoda; Insecta; Hymenoptera; Vespidae.
AUGCCCCAGUCAGACUCAUUCAUAGCGUGGCGCGGAAGAAACUUAUGGGACAACCUAAUACCAUCAAUCGACUUCAAAACAUACAAAAGAUGCGAGGAAGAAGUUGGGAAUACAACAAAAAUUGUUGUUAAGAAGAGUUAUGAAGAAGCAACCGAAUUGGAGCGUGAAUUAACACUUGAGAAUCUUUCUACUCUUAGAGAACAAUUGCCUGAAGGUAUAAAUUCUUGUUUUAAUAAAGGAAUUAAUAUUACAACUUUUGAUACCGUAGUUCAAUUAAUGGCUUCACAUGAUAUGGGUUGGAGUACUCGUAGGACUGGUAGAAAUUAUGACAGCCUUAAUGGCUUUGGUGCAAUCGUAGGAAUUUAUAGUCAAGCUGUAUUAGAUUAUUCAACGUGUAAUAAAAAAUGUAAAAAAUAUGACGCAGGACAUACUCCUUUUGACCAUGACUGUAGAAUGAAUUUCUCUGGUUCAGCAAAAGCAAUGGAAGCUCAUGCUGCCAAUCAAUUAAUAAAUAAAAGCUCUAUUUUAAAUUCUAAAACUGUGGAAAUUGGUGUGACUAAACAUUUAUAUGCUAUUGAGAAAAAUCAUCAUGAAUUGAAGAAAGAUAGUAUCAAAUAUUUACAUAGAUGUUUUAGUUAUGCAAUGAUACAAAAUAAAGGAAAUAGUAAAAAUAUGGCAGCAACGAUUAGAUCUAUUCCUUACCACGCAUUUAACAAACAUGAAAAAUGUGGUCAAUGGUGUAGUUAUAUUCAAGAUAAAGAAAAUUAUGAUCAUAAAACUGUGCCUGGUGGAUUAACGGAUAUCAGAUUAUUUGAUGAAUUGAAGACCAUUUUUGAUAAUGUAGCUAAUAAUGCAGAAAAGUUUUCAGUUGGUGCCUCUAGCAAUGUUAAUGAAAGCUUGAAUGCAAGUAUGGCUAGCAAAACACCAAAAUCUAAAUGUUUAAGUUUAUCAGCAUCAUCUAAUUACCGGUAUGCUUCAAUUGUUUGUCAAAAAAAUUUAGGUAUUAAUUACACUAGUGUAAUUUCAUCCAAUUUAGAACUAUCUCCUGGAAAACAUCAUAAAAAAAAUAUUUCAAGACUUACAAAAACAAAAGUUAAACGAGCCAUACUUAUAAAAACACAGAUAUUCAAGAAAAAUAGACUUUUAUUCAAGAAAAAAAGAUCUGCUCUGCGCCAUAAGAAGGAAACUUUAGAAGAAACAACAUAUGAAAGUAACUUAACUUUACUUCAAGAACCUGCUGCAGUACAGAUAUCAAGAUUGAGCGAUGAAGAAGAUGGUACGCUUGGAGAAAAUAUUCGAAUAAUGUUCUUUGAUAUAGAGACAACAGGCUUACAAAAAAAUUCUGCUCACAAAUUGAAUUUCGAUGGUCCAAGAUUAUGCAAAUCUUUAACUUCUUGUAAUUUAAUUGAUGAACUCUCAACUGUUGCAGAAGGUUUUAUAGAUACUUUAAAAGUAAUAAGAAAAAUUACAGAACGUACUGGAAAAGGUGCUUAUACAAUAACAAAUUUAGCCAAGUCAUUAAAUAUUUCUUGUGCCGAUGCUCAUGAUGCUACCAAAGAUGUUGCAAUUUUAGAAAAAAUAAUUAAGAAAUUAGAAAUAGAUUAUAAAGAUAUGAUUCAAUAUAGUAUUAACUAUCAUGAAGCGACAAAUAAGUGGUUGGAUAAUAAUAGAAUUAAAGAGAAGAAGGAGUUAUGUUAUUACUGA